AUGUAUGCGGCGCUGACGUGCUUGUAUGCGAGUCAAGUCUUCAGCAUCCGCUCAGCCCGCUUAGAUUUCUCCUGGCAAAUUAUAGAUGCGCACCUGACCUGGACGUUCUUCCUCGCGUCCGGCGCGGAGAUGGCUAUCGACUUCAUGAUCUCCUUUGCCGUCUUUGCGUCUUUCCUGCGGUUCUACACCGGGAUCAAACGAUUGGACCUGUUGAUCCGGACCAUCGUGGUCUUUGCACUCAGCACGGGCUCGCUCAACGUCAUCCUAUCGACUUGCAGCAUCAUCCUCUUCAGUGUGCUUCCGUCGAGCUACGCGUUCAUCGCCGUGUUCUGGGUCUUCAACCAACUCGAGAUCUGCUCGUUUUUCGCCGUGCUCAACGCCGAGAAGGAGCUCGUGCACCGGUCGCUGAACCACGCCCGGCUCGCGCGCGGGGCGGCGGGCGAGACGAUCCAGCUCACGACGAGGGUCGAGCUCGGCUCGUUCGCGGGCACGCUGCCGCCGUCGAUGGGCGGCGUGGAGGAGGGCGAAUGCGUCGGGCUCGUCGGAGGCGAGAGCGUGUGCGAGGACGGCGGCCAGGCUCCUACCCAGCCGUCGAUUCGAGUUAAGUGGCCGCGGCGCUGA
Molecule: messenger RNA, 621 nt
Organism: Epithele typhae
Lineage: Eukaryota; Fungi; Basidiomycota; Agaricomycetes; Polyporales; Epitheliaceae
Exons: 8
Coding region: 1-621 (206 amino acids)
Source: RefSeq, a predicted model, not a curated record